AUGCGGAAUACAACAUUGGAACCUGGAGAUUUCGUUGACCAAUGGGAACCCGUUCAUUUCGAAUGUAUACAAAGUAAUAAGACAAUAUAUAUGGGAACCUUAUUAUGUUUGGGCGGAGAAUUUAAUGAAACAAUUCCUAAAUGUCAAGCUGCUCAUUGUUUUUGGAAUAACAAAUUGAAGCGAUUGGAACAUCCGGAUAAAUUUAAAUUCGUUGCUGAGACGGAAAGGAAAUCAUUUGACGACAUUCAGGAAAAUCAAGUUCAAAUGAGAAAGGCCGUAAUGUUUAUCGCGUCUGCAGAUUUCCAAGGUAUACGAACUAAAAAUUUCGCAGAUAUUGCCAUCAUCAAAUUCAUUUAUAAUGAAAAUGUAUCAGCGAUAUGUUUUAAACAUUAUACAAGAACCGCCAGUGAUAUUGUACCAACAAACAUUACCGGCAUUGUAACCGGUUACAAUGAAUUAAAUAAUAAAUUUGAACGAGUAUCUAUGACCACCCAAGGAUACUAUGAAUGCAUCCAAGAAAAAUCUAUAGGCGAAACUUUGUCCGAGGAUAAACUCUGCCUGCACAAUGAUUACAGUGAGGGCAUUUGUCGUGGUGACAGUGGUGGAGCAUUUGCUCAGAAACUAAGAGUCGAUAUUCCAAAACGAGAGGAGCUAUUCUAUUUAUUGGGCAUUAUUAGUUCCACUCCGGGAACAGAAAAUGAAUGCAAGCGCUCUGGUUACGUGCCAGUGACAAAUCCCAAAUUCAUGCGUUCGGAUUUGUAUGAAAUAUUCUCCAAAGAAAUUAGUAAUGAUCAACAACUCUUUCAGAAUGAUUAA
This is a messenger RNA of Musca vetustissima, 816 nucleotides long. RefSeq lists its product as uncharacterized. NCBI's taxonomy places the organism in Eukaryota, Metazoa, Arthropoda, Insecta, Diptera, Muscidae. The record is from RefSeq and is a predicted model, not a curated record. The transcript has 3 exons. The coding region runs from base 1 to 816 and encodes 271 amino acids. Gene Ontology annotation, molecular function: serine-type endopeptidase activity. Gene Ontology annotation, biological process: proteolysis.